AGCUGGCCUGUGGUCAAGCUCCUGGAGUGGGGAAAGAGCAGAGGUUUCACGAGCUCCGGCUCAUGCCUGGCCAUUUGGAGGGCUACAGGUUAUGCUGCGGCUGCACAGCAGCCGGCGGGGGGGCCAACCUCCCUCCGCACAACCCCUCCCCGCGCCAGGGUAGGAGGAAAUCAAAAUCAGCAGGGAGAGGAGGACACGUGCCCUGUGGCAGACUGUCUUCUUGCUGAGCGCCGUGGGCCUUGGCGGGGCUGGAGGGACCCUCUCGCUUCCUACCACCUACGGAAAAGCAAAACGUCCAGCCCACCCUCAGGAAGGGCUGGAGAGGAGAGCUGGGGAGCCCCGUCUCGGGUGACGUUGCUCAAAAUCUUCAUCAGCGACCUGGACAGCGGGACAGCGUGGACCCUCGGCGAGUCUGGAGGGCUGAGGAUGACGGUCCCGUGGGAGCACAGCGACGACUACACCGACUUCGACCUCAACUUCACAGCCCCUGACUUCGAGGGUGCCCACGCGAUGCCGCCCACGCUGCCGCCCAGCUACGGGGCAGCGCUGGUGCUGUACGUCCUCGCUUUCUUGCUGGGCGUACCGGGCAACACUGCCGUGAUCUGGGCGGCUGCCAGCGAGCCACGGCGCCAGCUGAGCGUCCUCUGCUUCCUGCACCUGGCUCUGGCCGACCUGCUCUGCUGCCUGGCCCUGCCCUUCCUGGCCCUGCCGCUGGCCCGCGACCACCACUGGCCACUGGGCCGCUUCGCGUGCAAGCUGCUGCCCUCCCUCACCGUCCUCAACAUGUUCGCCAGCGUCCUGCUGCUGACGGCUCUCAGCGCCCACCGCUGCGCCCUGGUGACGCGGCCCGGCUGGUGCCAGCGCUACCGGACGCCGGGGCUGGCGCGGGGGGUCUGCGCGGCCGCCUGGGGCCUGGCGGCACUCCUCACCAUCCCCUCCUUCGUCUUCCGGACGACGCGCCGCGACGCCUUCUCCGACAAGGAGACCUGCGUGCUGGACUACGGGGCGGCGGGGCGCCGCGCCGAGCUGCUCGCUGCCGCCCUGCGCUUGCUCUGUGGCUUCCUGCUGCCGACGGCUGCCAUGGCGGCCUGCUGCGGGCUGCUGCUGGCCCGGCUGCGUGGCGCUGGCCGCUGGCCGCCCCGGCCCACGGCCGCGGCGCUGGCCAUGGCGGGCUGCUUCGUGGGCUGCUGGCUGCCCUACCACGCGGUGCUGCUGGCGCUGGCGGCCCACCGGCCUGGCACAGCGGCCUAUGCCCGCGCCCAGGCCGCCCAGCCCCUGGCCGUGGCCCUGGCCUACGUCAACAGCGCCGCCGACCCGCUGCUCUACGCGCUGGUGGGGCCGGGGCUGCGCCGGGCCCCGUGGGGGUGCCGGGCCCCCGGCCCCCCGGCCUCCCCCCCGGCAUCCACUGCCGCCAGCACCGCCGCCACCGAGGCCGGGCUGUAG
Molecule: messenger RNA, 1443 nt
Organism: Dromaius novaehollandiae (emu)
Lineage: Eukaryota; Metazoa; Chordata; Aves; Casuariiformes; Dromaiidae
Product: C5a anaphylatoxin chemotactic receptor 1-like
Exons: 2
Coding region: 427-1443 (338 amino acids)
Biological process (GO): positive regulation of cytosolic calcium ion concentration; inflammatory response; complement receptor mediated signaling pathway
Cellular component (GO): plasma membrane
Molecular function (GO): complement component C5a receptor activity; G protein-coupled receptor activity
Source: RefSeq, a predicted model, not a curated record